Molecule: messenger RNA, 3482 nt
Organism: Trachemys scripta elegans
Lineage: Eukaryota; Metazoa; Chordata; Testudines; Emydidae
Gene: SAP18
Product: Sin3A associated protein 18
Exons: 4
Coding region: 91-552 (153 amino acids)
Biological process (GO): negative regulation of DNA-templated transcription
Cellular component (GO): nucleus
Molecular function (GO): transcription factor binding; transcription corepressor activity
Source: RefSeq, a predicted model, not a curated record
CGCGAGAGUUUAAGAGAGUGCGCCCCCGAGACAUCCGGGUCCCUCUCCGCCGCCCCGCGCUGCUUGGCCCGGCCGGAGCCCGGAGGCAAGAUGGCGGUGGAGUCGCGGGUCACGCAGGAGGAGAUUAAGAAGGAGCCCGAGAAGCCCAUCGACAGGGAGAAGACGUGCCCGCUGCUGCUGCGGGUCUUCACCACCAACAACGGGCGGCACCACCGCAUGGACGAGUUCUCCCGCGGCAACGUGCCCUCCAGCGAGCUGCAGAUCUACACCUGGAUGGAUGCAACUUUAAAAGAGCUGACCAGUUUAGUGAAAGAGGUCUACCCAGAAGCACGGAAGAAGGGCACACACUUCAAUUUUGCAAUAGUUUUUACAGAACUCAAGAGACCCGGUUAUAGGGUGAAGGAGAUUGGCAGCACAAUGUCAGGCAGAAAGGGCACAGAUGAUUCCAUGACUCUGCAGUCUCAGAAGUUCCAGAUUGGAGACUACUUGGAUAUAGCAAUUACUCCUCCAAAUCGUGCACCGCCCCCAUCAGGACGCAUGAGACCAUACUAAGUGACAAAGUGUCACUUUGUUUAAAACUGAUCAUGUAUAUUUCCCUUUGAUAGUACUUGCUGCUUGAAACAGGCUCUUUUUUGUUUUUAUUGCUAAGCAAGAACCUCUGAGAACACACUUAAGCCUUGGAAACAUGAGUUACUUUUAAAUCUUUAUUUUACUCUGUUUAAAAGGAAAAUAUCUUUUAGCAGCUUCAUAAUCCUUUUCAUAGUAGUUAUGGUUUGAAAAGUAGGAAUGUUCAGUGUUUCACAGUCUCUAAAAUAUGAGCAGCAUAACAUAGAAGUGUUCUUUUCUGUUAGAAACUGUCAUGUUUGAAACAAAUAUAUUGCUAUGUCAUCCAAAAUUUAGUGUCUGUUUUUAAAGAUUAAAUCAGGUCUGCGUAAUAAGUGUUUAAUUAAACUGUUAAUGUCAGGAGUUGUUUCAACAAAUUGUGGCCUCUAAAAUGGGGAGUGAAGCUUUCCCUGAAUGACCCUGUAACUGACUCCUUUGUGGGAUGAAUGGAGUUAAUGUGGUGUUUAACUCUGCAAAGUCGUAAGAAAAUUGGGCUUUGUCUUUUUAAGAUAAUUUCAUCUUUAGUGGUAAGUCUUUCUCAGCUGAGUGAGAUUCAGGGAAAGACAGGGUAUCUUCUAAAUUGAUGUAGCUGUUUCAGAUUGUAGAGAAACUGGCAAAACUGGUUAGCUAAUUGAUCUAAGGCAUAAAUACACCACAUUGUAAAAUGUCAGUUGGCGAGAGAUCUAAAAAUCUUAAAUUCCAAAUGCUACGUUUACGCUGAAUAUUUCUUAGGGAUGUUACUAUACUACGAAACUUCACUGUUCAAAGUAUAUGUCAUGCUCCUUGGUUAAUCUUUUGAAGAAGUAAACAAUCCCUUUCUUGCUCAUUUCACUUUGAAUUCCUGUAAACUGCUGCUUUUGACUUUUGAAUAACAAAAUUUCAGUUGGAAAGAACUUCAGUGUCAAACACUAAAUAGUCCUCUUUAAAACUCAGCCAUACAGCUGUAAUCUCUGCAAAGGCAGCUCCAAAACACUUCCUGUAUGAAAAAAUGAGAUUCCCCCUUUCCCUGUUAUUUCUUCCUUUGUCUACAGUUUACAGCAAAAGCAGUUAGUGGCGAGGGUUCCUGGGCUUGAGUCUGCUUUUCUUUACUCUUCAAAUAUAUCCACUUUACUCAGAAUGGUAUGUUAACAACUUGCCUUUUCAGUGUCUGAAGGCUAAAUUACUUAGUAAAAUUUAAAACAAGCAUUUCUAAGGUCACAGGUGUGACUUCACUGGAAAGUGAUAAUGUAAAUACUGAAUCAGGGGCAGGGUCUAAAUUAACUUAAUUCUUACCCAUAUAUGUAAAGUAGCAGAAGUCUUUUUGAAAAUCCUGAUGGUGGCUUAUACUGAACUGAAUGUGUAACAAGUUUUUCUUUUCAACAAGACAGGUGCCUGGAAACAUCAUAGUUCCUUAGCCACUGCCCCCCUUUCCUGUUGUUCCUUGAUUCUUAGAACGGUAUGGGUGUUAAAAGGGAGUCCCGAAAGCAAAGACUGACUUUAAGGGUCUGAUCAUAUUAAUGGAGGGGGGCUUAAUGAGCACAACAGUGAUUGCCAAGCUCAGAAAAAGCUACACCUGACAUGGCUUGCAAGAUUCUGCUUUAUUUGUAUUAGUAAUUAUCUUUGAUAACACUUUAGCCAUACCUACCACACCAGUGCUCCCAUGACUGUCUCCCUCUGAAAGGUGCCUAGCCCAUAUCCAGCCAGAGUGCUAUCCUGCCUUACUGGUUUCUGAUUCUUCUAUGGAAGGAAUGGACGUAAGUUUUAUGAGUAUGUAUUUUACUUUUAGGGCCCUACCAAAUUUAUGGCCAAGAACAAUGCAUCACGGCCUGGGAAAUCUGGCUACGUAGGGCUCCCCAUCCCAGAGUCCCUGCUCCCAGAUCCUCAUCUGCUCUGCCUUUCCCCCACCCCAUUUCCUCCUGUCUCUACUUGCUCCUAGUUCUUCUCCUCCUUGCCCAAUCUUAGUGUGUCCCCCCCCAACCUCCUUUGGCUCCUUGUCCUAGUCUUUUGCCAGGAGGUCCCAUAGCUCCUUGUCAGAUGUCUCCAUCCUUCACCAGUGGUUGCCAGUUUGCCUCCCUGACCUUGUGCAAGCCUGGUCCCCUUACUUACCAUUCCAAAUAGCUUUUGUCAUGCACUCCUAUGGGUCCAAGCCCCUAUAUUUGAUUCAGGCAAUUUACUCCUUCAUGCUGCCUGGGAAUUAGGGCUGGGGUGAGUGGUCAUUGACAGCACAGGAGAGAAUCUCCCUGCUUUCAGUUCUGGUGCUCAGACCUGGCAUGGCCCACAGCAGCUCAGAGCUGCACUUGCAAGGAAAAUUCUUUUCAGCUCCCUGCAGCAUGGCUAAUGCCGAUGGAAUCUUUGGGGAAAUUAAGCUCUACCCAGUGAGAGCAUGCACACUGCAGUUUUUCAGAUACUUAUAACUUGGCCAAAUUUGAAGGGGAACAGCAAAAAGCACAUUGCUGAUAAAGGCUACCUCCCCCAGGCUACAUUUUAAGUCCCUGGUUCAAGGCAUUGGUCCUGCCUCAGCACGGUCCUGGAAUUGAUGACUUCUCAAGGUCCCUUUGAGCCCUAUAUUUGUGAGGGUACUAGAGCUUUUCAAAGAGAAGGUCACCAGAAGGGCCAAAUCAAUGAAUGUUUCCACAACUUUGUUCUUGGAAACAGCUGACCCACUUUGGCCUGAAGUUUUCCAAAAAAAAAAUUCAGCCUGAGGUUGACAGCUGCUCUAGAAAAUGUCACUUCAAAGGGUUAGUUUGGCAAAGUUCUAAGCAACUGAAAACAGGGUCUUAUAAUAACAAACGUCAGGCACCUUUAAUGGUGGGUGGUGCCACUGCCCUCACCUAUAGCAUUUACUUCCAUAUUGUGUAUUUUUUGCUUGUUUAAUUCAAAAUAAAUAGGACCCUAUCAAA